Molecule: messenger RNA, 624 nt
Organism: Rotaria sp. Silwood1
Lineage: Eukaryota; Metazoa; Rotifera; Eurotatoria; Philodinida; Philodinidae
Source: the annotation of a GenBank genome assembly
AUGGAUCAAAAUAAUAAUAGUAUUGACUUUAAAAGAUUAUUAUCAUAUAUAAUGAGCAUAGAUGCUGAUUGUCAUUUAAUGUUAUCACAUGUAACACCAACAAAAGAAAUUGAAAAAUAUUGUGGACAAAAUCAAAUUAUGAAUGAUAUUGAUUGUGAAAUUCAAAAUGUUAUUUAUGAAAUUCGAAUAGAUGAAAAUUCUUUUGAAUAUUCUUGGGUAAUUGAAUUAACACCAAUUAUUGAACGUAAUUUAUCUGCUAGUGCACAUGCUUAUGAAUAUGUACUAAAUAUAAUUCAAAAUCUUAGUGAUCAUGAUAACAAACGUCCUCAUAAAAAAAAACGUUUAGAUGAAGAAACAACUAAAGAUGUGCAAGAUUUAUUUCGAAAAAAUGGUAUUCGACAAGAAUUUUCACAACAAGAACGACAAAGUUAUUAUAAUGUUUUUGAUUAUUCUCUUCGUGGAUUAAAAUUAGUUGAAAAUAGUUCAGAUUUAUUUGUAAUUUAUCGUACAUUAUCAUGGGAAUGGUCAGAUAGUUAUGUUACAAUGGCAACAUUACUUCAAGAUUAUGCACCAUUGAGUACAAUGGCUCAAGAAGAUGUUGAAAAAGACAUUAAAAUAUCUUGA